Messenger RNA from Planococcus citri (citrus mealybug), 1254 nucleotides. Its product is annotated as cyclin-dependent kinase 2-like. Gene Ontology annotation, cellular component: nucleus. Bases 36 to 1163 code for a protein of 375 amino acids. The transcript is spliced from 8 exons. Gene Ontology annotation, biological process: protein phosphorylation. Gene Ontology annotation, molecular function: ATP binding; protein serine/threonine kinase activity. NCBI's taxonomy places the organism in Eukaryota, Metazoa, Arthropoda, Insecta, Hemiptera, Pseudococcidae. The record is from RefSeq and is a predicted model, not a curated record.
ACCAGUCAAAAAUUUAAUCGCAGAGCGUCGAGUCGAUGUUUUUAAGAGUUACCUGUCGCGUUAUAAGAGUUGUACUUUUUACCGUCUUUUUCACCGUCAAAAUUCGAUUUUUACCAUUUGAGAAACGGUUCAACAUGAGCGAUAAAUUUGAAUACAAGUUACAUGGAAAUGCAUAUCCAGAGUACGAAGUACUGCUGAAAAUCGGCGAUGGAACAUAUGGCAACGUGUACAAAGCAAAACAUAAGAAGUCGGGCGAAAUCGUUGCUUUUAAAGAAUUUAUCUGCGACGAUGCGAUAGAAGAGUUGCCAAAACCAGCUGUAUCCGAGAUCGAUGCUUACAAACAGCUUAAGCACGAUAAUAUCAUUACAUUCCUUGAUCAUAUGAAAAUUACGAUUCUAGAAAAUGCCGAACUUAAAUACUACGGCGUACUCAUGUUCGAGUGUGGCCAUUUCACCCUAAAAAGUUUCAUGUUCAAGCCUGGAUUUAUUAUUGAAAAUUUGGAAAUCAAAACAAUUAUGAGGCAGCUUCUUUCUGGACUGAACUACAUGCAUACGAACGAUUUUUUACAUAGAGAUUUGAAGCCGUCCAAUAUAGUAAUAACGAAGGAAGGAAUAACGAAAAUUAUAGAUUUAGGCAUGUCUAAAAAACUGCCGACAAUCGGCGUCGAUUCCGAAAUCAUAAUGACGAAUCGUGUAGGGCUUAGGUCUUAUAAAGCACCGGAAUUGUACUUUGGUGACGUUCAUUACGGAAAAUCUAUCGAUGUUUGGAGUGUUGGGUGCAUAUUUUACGAAUUCUAUUCGAGAAAGCUACUUUUCGAAGGAACUGACGGAAAAGACGUAUUAGACAAAAUAAUGAAAUCAUGUGGCACGCCGAUAGAUGGAAUUUGGCCAGACGUAAAGAAAUUACCAUUCUACGAGAACCUAAAAGAUUCCACGUCGAGAGAAAGAAAGAUUACUGACGAUUUUAAAAAGAUUGCCAAGGACGAAUUGUCGCACGAUUUAUUCGAUAACUUUAUAGUUUACGAUCCGGAAAAACGUAUCACAUGCUCGGACGCUUUAAAGCAUAAUUAUUUUGCGAAAUGUAAUCAACCUGACGUAUCCGAGCUUGUCAAGCGUUUCGACGCUUAUCAACAGGAUGAAAAAGCAAAUGAAAAGGAAAGGUGAAAAAAAAAAUUGUUCAUUCUAAAAAUUAUAAAUUCUAUGUUUACGAUACAAUUCCGUUCAGACGUCGCAAUAAUACAUCGUUGUGUAAUUA